CAUAACAAUAGUACUGCUAGGCUGGCUGAAUCGCAGCAUUAAUUAGUGGUGAAAACAUCGUUCCGUGCUUGUGUUAAGUCGACGCAUUUGUGUUGUUGCACAAACGCCUGCCAGAGGUGUCAAACAUACACAGACACGUACAAAAGUAUAAUUUUAAGGCAAAUGUAUCCAAAGCGAUGGCACGGGUUGUGAAAGUGUUUCGGACUCUGAGGAAUCACUGGAAGAAAUCGACGGCUGCUGUGUGCGUCCUGAGCUACGGCAGUCACUGGAUCUAUGGCAAAUACUGUGACAGUAUUGUGCGCAGAGAAGCUUGUUUGGAGGCCAGGGAAUUUGGGCAUCAGCUGAUCACACCCCAGCAUCGCCUCAAAAAGGCAACUGUAAUCUUGAACCCUGCAGCGAGCAGAGGGAAAGCCAAAAAUUUAUUUGAAAAGAAUGCUGCUCCUAUUUUACACCUUGCUGGUAUAGAGAUCACCAUAGUUAAGACAGACUAUGAAGGUCAGGCAAAAAAACUGAUGGAGCUCAUGGAGCAGCCAGACAUGUUGAUUGUGGCUGGAGGUGACGGCACAUUGCAGGAAGUCGUCACAGGUUUACUGCGAAGGCCCGAUCAAGACACAUUUAGUGAAACUCCAAUCGGAUUCAUUCCUCUAGGGUCUCGCAACUCCCUGAGUCCAAGUCUUCACACUCUCAGUGACAACAAGGUCAAGGACAUUACGUCAGCAACUCUGUCCAUUCUGAAGGGAGAAGUUGUACCUCUGGAUGUUCUGCAGAUCAAAGGUGAAAAAGAACAGCCAGUGUUUGCUCUGAUGGGACUGCAGUGGGGGGUUUUCAGAGACACGGCUGCAACAGUCACCAAAUAUUGGUACCUUGGACCACUGAAGACAAAAGCAGCACAUUGGUUUUGCACUCUACGGAAGUGGCCCCUGGUCCGAGAAGUUUCCAUGUCCUACAUGCCUCCCAGACUUCGACCCCCUGACCUACCCCCAGAGAAGCCACCAAGGCCCAACCUGCUCUACCGCAUCGUGCGCCGGCUGAAAACCAACUGGAGUCCACCUGUACAAGAGCCUGAAAAAGUUGAAGAGCCAGUGAUGUGGGAGAAUCAACAUUUAUCUACAUUAGAACUGUUCAUUCAAACACACAACAGAAACCCAGUGGAGAGGCGAGUAAAUGACUCUCUGAUGAUCUGGGCGGAGCCGGACAACUUGACCGUGAGCGAGUUCAUCACUGCCGGUUGUAAAAAAGAAGACGACCCCACUGUUUUCACCAAAAACGCCACAAAAUUGGAAGUCGGUGCAUGUCAGCUGCAGCUGCCAGAGGGUGCCGGCGGCUUCUACAACAUCGACAACGAGGAGUACGAGGCCAUGCCGGUAGAAGUAAGGCUGUUGCCACGGAAACUACAGUUCUUCAUCAGUGCGGAGCGCAGAGAUCAGCUCGUGUCACAGAAGGCGCUGACGAGAAAACCUCAAACGUGAAAGAAGACCAAAGGAAUAAAUGAUUUGAAGAGAAACAGUGGUACAGCAGCACAGAUCCACUUCAUGAGCAGAAUUAAGUAAAAACAAUGUCCUGAUUUUUU
Molecule: messenger RNA, 1570 nt
Organism: Thalassophryne amazonica
Lineage: Eukaryota; Metazoa; Chordata; Actinopteri; Batrachoidiformes; Batrachoididae
Gene: agk
Product: acylglycerol kinase
Exons: 14
Coding region: 177-1469 (430 amino acids)
Biological process (GO): protein insertion into mitochondrial inner membrane; ceramide biosynthetic process
Cellular component (GO): mitochondrion; TIM22 mitochondrial import inner membrane insertion complex
Molecular function (GO): ATP-dependent diacylglycerol kinase activity; acylglycerol kinase activity; ceramide kinase activity
Source: RefSeq, a predicted model, not a curated record